GCCAGACAGACUCGGGAGCAGCUGGGAAUAGGGAAGCCACAGCACCCUGCAGUGACUCAAGAAGAGGGAGAGGAGCAGAUAGGGAAGACGACACACACACACACACACACACACACACACACACACACACACACGUGGAAAGGGAGACUUUCAAGGGAGACUGAGGUGAUGGUGGUGGAGAGAGACAGAGGGGAGAGACUUAGGAAGACCCAGAAAGAUAGACAUGAAGUGGGGAGAUGGGGGCUGGCACAGAGACACAAAGACAGAAAAGUAGUUUAUGAGAGAGACAGGAAGGAAGGAGGAAGAGAGAUGGAGACAGGUCUGGCAGCAGACAAGAGGGCUAUUAGACACCAGGAAAUGUCACCUGCCCUGGAGCUGCGGCCCUGUCAUGGUGAGAGAUGCGCUGAGCAUUCAGUCUGGCACCAGGUCCGGGGGAUGGAUGUUGGGGAUAGGUGUCAUUGCCGGCGGCCUGUCACAUCUCUCUCUUACUGCGUCCUGCCAGAGCUAGGCCCAGCUUUCCUUCAGUACCAGAUGAGCUGGGCACGGCAACCCCAGUAGUGUGGUAUUAGGGGUGGCCUUGGGCCGGGUGCCUCUGCUGAGAACAGUCAGCUCCUGUCCAUUGGGGCUUGUGCAGAGGCAGAGGGAUGGACAAACUGGCUUGGUCAGAGUCUCUUCCCUGUCGCAAAUGGGGAGCUUGUUUGGGACCUGAUAGAUUGAGGGCCCCGGCCAGUAGUAGACAUAACAAAGGUAUGAAAUGAUAACAGAUUAGGGGGGAGACUGGUUAGAUCUUGCCGUCCCAGGAUCAGAGACCAAUAUCUAGGGUUCCCCUCUCGCUGGCCCCCAAACCUGCCCCCUGGUGCUGGCAUGAGAGAAGAUUCAGGGAGAGACUGAUGGAGCAGCAGAAGUGUAAGGCACCGACCAUGCUGUGCGCCCUGCCCAGGCAACAGGACCUCUUCAGGCUCCUUGCCAGCACGUUGGUGGAGUAGAGACCUUGGGUCUGGGGGCCGUGUGGCAGGGAGGGAGUGCUCCGAGGCCCUCUGCCUCUAGCAUUCAUAAGAAUUUCAGCUCCAUUGUUGCACAGACAGGUAAGGGGUGGGUCCAUUCACCCUUCAGUCUUGGCUGCCUUACCUGUAAUGUGGAAGGACCCAUCCUGCCCCGUGUGGGCAUGAAACACAACCGAGGGCACAGUGUUCUGUAGGCAGUGGAGCUCUGGCCUAGCCUCGGGCAGUGGCUGGUUCUUCCCCUCUUCAGGAUUUGCCCCAUUUCCCUGCUGCGUAGCAUGGAGCUGAGGACCAGGAGACCCCCUGGAGCCCCCAUUUGUUCAGCAGCCAGUCCAGCAUCCACUAGGUGCCAGGCAUCGUGCUAGACGCCAGGAGACAGCAAUUACCAGUCAGCCUUGCAGCUGAGGCCCCGCCUUCCCCACCUUGAGGUGGGGGCCCACCAGGAUGAACAGACUGUCUGGGGAGCUGGCCCGUGACUUGGAGCGCAGCCUGCCGGCCGUGGCCUCCCUCAGCUCAUCACUGUCCCACUCCCAGGGCCUCUCCUCCCACUUCCUCCCCCCACCUCCAGAGAAGCGCCGAGCCAUCUCUGAUGUUCGCCGCACCUUCUGUCUCUUUGUCACCUUCGACCUGCUCUUCAUCUCCCUGCUCUGGAUCAUUGAACUGAACACCAACACAGGCAUCCAGAAGAACCUGGAGCAGGAGAUCAUCCACUACAACUUUAAAACUUCCUUCUUUGACAUCUUUGUUCUGGCCUUCUUCCGCUUCUCGGGACUGCUCCUGGGCUAUGCUGUGCUGAGGCUCCGGCACUGGUGGGUGAUUGCGGUCACCACACUGGUGUCCAGUGCAUUCCUCAUUGUCAAGGUCAUCCUCUCUGAGCUGCUCAGCAAAGGGGCAUUCGGCUACCUGCUCCCUAUCGUCUCCUUUGUCCUUGCCUGGUUGGAGACCUGGUUCCUUGACUUCAAAGUCCUACCACAGGAGGCUGAGGAGGAGCGAUGGUAUCUGGCUGCCCAGGCUGCUGUCGCCCGAGGACCCCUGCUCUUCUCUGGCGCUCUAUCCGAGGGCCAGUUCUAUUCACCCCCAGAAUCCUUUGCAGGGUCUGACAAUGAAUCAGAUGAAGACCUUGGGAAGAAAAUCUUCUCUGCCCAGGAACGGGAGUACGUCCAUCAGGGCAAGGAGGCCAUGGCGGUGGUGGACCAGAUCUUGGCCCAGGAGGAGAACUGGAAGUUUGAGAAGAACAAUGAAUAUGGGGACACUGUGUAUACCAUUGAGGUUCCCUUUCAUGGGAAGACAUUCAUCCUGAAGACCUUCCUGCCCUGCCCGGCGGAGCUGGUGUACCAGGAGGUGAUCCUGCAGCCCGAGAGGAUGGUGCUGUGGAACAAGACGGUGACUGCCUGCCAGAUCCUGCAGCGAGUAGAGGACAACACCCUCAUCUCCUACGAUGUCUCUUCGGGGGCCGCGGGCGGGGUGGUCUCCCCGAGGGACUUCGUGAACGUGCGGCGCAUCGAGCGGCGCAGAGACCGAUACCUGUCGUCGGGCAUCGCCACUACCCACUGCGCCAAGCCCCCUACACACAAAUAUGUCAGGGGAGAGAAUGGUCCUGGGGGCUUCAUCGUGCUCAAGUCGGCCAGUAACCCCCGAGUCUGCACCUUCAUCUGGAUCCUUAAUACAGAUCUCAAGGGCCGCCUGCCCCGGUACCUCAUCCACCAGAGCCUCGCAGCCACCAUGUUUGAAUUUGCCUUUCACCUGCGGCAGCGCAUCGGAGAGCUGGGCGCCCGGGCGUAACCAUGCCCCUCGCCACCCUGCAGGCCAGGGUCCUGUCACCACAGCCUUCAGAGCCAGAGAGGGGGCCAGUGGAGCUUCCCGCUGCCCACAGAAGACCUGGCCUCAAGCAGCGGGAAGAGGUCUCCUCCUGUGGCAGCACCUUGGCCCCAAGCUACCACCCUCCACCGUGCUUCACUGGACCUGGGAGCCAUGGCUGUGAGCAGGUUGUGAGGUCAAGCAUCUGGACUCCAGGGCCCUGCUGCUGAGGCGAGUGGGGUCUGUCCCGCUGAUGUUUACACAGUGACUGUCCCUGCCUCCUGGAGGAAGAUACCUGCGCUCCCCUACCUAGCCAGGGGCAGGAUCUGGAAUGGGAGCCUCAGACUUGAUGGGGGAGGGCCACGGCCCUGAGCAGGACAGAGGUCAGGGCGGGCCUUGGCGCCAGUGUUAAGGUGCAGGAGCCCCUUCAUCUGCCUGCUUUCUCACCACGGUUUUUUAGGAUUAUUUAAAGGGUCUGGGACCUUUUUCCAUAUGCACUUGUUGGGGAGCGGGUGGCAGGUAGGGGGGUGGGUGCUGGCAGUGAACUUCUGCCACUCCCAGUUUCUCUCCCUCCCCCAGGGUUCCUUGGGGACCUUUGUAAUUUGAGCCAAUUAUUAAAAACAAACUCAAAAAAAAAAAAAAAAAAAAAAGAAAAAGCAGCCCCUCCUGCCUGGCCUCUUGAAGGAAGAGAAGUGCAGCACUGUGGACAACACCCUCUCACACCCUUGCAGAACCAGAGGGAGUGUGGAGCCAAUGGGGACUCAGUUCCUGAACACCCCCACUUGCCUGACCGGUCCAGCUGGACAGAUGAUUGGUCA
Felis catus (domestic cat) is the source of this 3616-nucleotide messenger RNA. RefSeq names its product StAR related lipid transfer domain containing 3 (gene STARD3). Gene Ontology annotation, cellular component: late endosome. The record is from RefSeq and is a predicted model, not a curated record. NCBI's taxonomy places the organism in Eukaryota, Metazoa, Chordata, Mammalia, Carnivora, Felidae. Bases 1446 to 2783 code for a protein of 445 amino acids. Gene Ontology annotation, molecular function: cholesterol binding; cholesterol transfer activity. The transcript has 15 exons.